Messenger RNA from Menidia menidia (Atlantic silverside), 420 nucleotides. NCBI's taxonomy places the organism in Eukaryota, Metazoa, Chordata, Actinopteri, Atheriniformes, Atherinopsidae. The record is from the annotation of a GenBank genome assembly.
AUGAAGCUGGCAGACACACACACAGAAACCCACUUUCUCUGGUUAGAUCUGUUUCGCUCAGCGCCUCUGCAGCCCGUUCAGCCUCUGAGUCCUCCAGGCAGGAACAGGCCCCAGAACCCGGUUCUGCUCAGUGAUCUCCUGCUGCAGCUCCUGCUGAAGCUCUUUGACUCCCCUCACUGCAGUUUGCUGCUGGGAUCUGACCUGCUGCUCCACAUCAGAGCGUCUUUUCUUGAUGAGACGGAUGAGCUCAGUGAACAUCUUCUCACUGUCCUCCACUGUUUUGUCAGCAGACUGAUCGAUGGCCUCCACCUCCUGCUGGAGCAGCUUCACAUCUUUCUGUGUGUCCUGGAUUCUCUGCUGGAUUUGUUGCCGCCUCCCCUUCAGCUCUCUCUGCCUCUCAGUCCUUUCUGCUGCCGCUGA